AUGAUAGGAAGAGCCGACAUCGAAGGAUCAAAAAGCGACGUCGCUGGGACCCCCACCCAAGAAAACCAGAGACCCCCACCCAGGACAACCAGGAACCCCCACCCAGGAAAACCAGGGACCCCCACCCAGGAAAACCAGGGACCCCCACCCAGGAAAACCAGGGACCCCCACCCAGGACAACCAGGGACCCCCACCCAGGAAAACCAGGGACUCCACCCAGGAAAACCAGGGACCCCCACCCAGGAAAACCAGGGCUCUCACCCAGGAAAACCAGGGACCCCACCCAGGAAAACCAGGGACCCCCACCCAAGAAUACCAGGGACCCCCACCCAAGAAUACCAGGGACCCCCACCGAGGAAAACCAGGGACCCCCACCCAAGAAUACCAGGGACCCCCACAGAGGAAAACCAGGGACCCCCACCCAGGAAAACCAGGGACCCCCACCCAGGACAACCAGGCACCCCCACCCAGGAAAACCAGGAACCCCCACCGAGGAAAACCAGGGACCCCCACCCAAGAAUACCAGGGACCCCCACCCAGGACAACCAGGGACCCCCACCCAGGAAAACCAGGGACCCCCACCCAGGAAACCAGGGACCCCCACCCAGGAAAACCAGGGACCCCCACCCAGGAAAACCAAGGAUCCCCAUCCAGGAAAACCAGGGACCCCCACCAAGAAUACCAGGAACCCCCACCGAGGAAAACCAGGGACCCCCACCCAGGAAAACCAGGGACCCCCACCCAGGAAAACCAGGGACCCCCACCCAGGACAACCAGGGACCCCCAUCAUAUGUCAAGAUUUUUGUUCUUGUUGCCUGA
Messenger RNA from Salvelinus fontinalis (brook trout), 819 nucleotides. Its product is annotated as basic salivary proline-rich protein 3-like. NCBI's taxonomy places the organism in Eukaryota, Metazoa, Chordata, Actinopteri, Salmoniformes, Salmonidae. The transcript has 2 exons. The record is from RefSeq and is a predicted model, not a curated record. The coding region runs from base 1 to 819 and encodes 272 amino acids.